Molecule: messenger RNA, 730 nt
Organism: Ochotona princeps (American pika)
Lineage: Eukaryota; Metazoa; Chordata; Mammalia; Lagomorpha; Ochotonidae
Gene: POP7
Product: POP7 homolog, ribonuclease P/MRP subunit
Exons: 2
Coding region: 147-572 (141 amino acids)
Biological process (GO): tRNA 5'-leader removal
Cellular component (GO): nucleus; nucleolar ribonuclease P complex; ribonuclease MRP complex
Molecular function (GO): nucleic acid binding
Source: RefSeq, a predicted model, not a curated record
GCCAAACUUUCCUUCUCGUCCCACCCCUGGCUAGUGGAGGCAGAGGGUCGCGGGUGGGAAGGACCCUGCUUGGGGUCGGUUGACGCAUCCCCGAGGGGCCCGGCGGAGUGCGCCCGGGGGUCCGUGCGCUGAGAGGGGCGCACGGCAUGGCGGAAAACCGAGAGCCUCGCGGGACGCCGGUGGAGGCCGAGCUGGACCCGGUGGAGUACACGCUUCGGAAGCGGCUCCCUCACCGCCUGCCCCGGAGGCCCAAUGAUAUUUACGUCAACAUGAAGACCGACUUCAAGGCGCAAUUGGCCCGCUGCCAGAAGCUGCUGGAUGGGGGCGCGCGGAAUCAGAAUGGGUGCGGUGAGAUCUACAUCCACGGUCUGGGGCUGGCCAUCAACCGUGCCAUCAACAUCGCCCUGCAGCUGCAGGCCGGCAGCUUCGGGUCCUUGCAGGUGGCGGCCAACACCUCCACUGUGGAGCUGGUGGACGAGCUGGAGCCCGAGACUGACGCGCGGGAGCCCAUGACACGGAUCCGCAACAACUCGGCCAUCCACAUUCGUGUCUUCAGGGUCACCCCCAAGUAACGAACAGGAGGCUGCCCGGGUGGGCCCUUGCACCCCGUCCUUCCCCUCCCACGUCCACCUGCCUGUCAGGAACCUUGUGGAAAAAGGCUGUUGGUUUACAGCCUAGAGGACUGGACCCCAACAGCUUCCUGACUCUGUGGUUCCCAGUUGCUGCUGUC